Messenger RNA from Danaus plexippus (monarch butterfly), 2091 nucleotides. RefSeq names its product fatty-acid amide hydrolase 2-A-like. The coding region runs from base 201 to 1760 and encodes 519 amino acids. The record is from RefSeq and is a predicted model, not a curated record. The transcript is spliced from 12 exons. Lineage: Eukaryota; Metazoa; Arthropoda; Insecta; Lepidoptera; Nymphalidae.
GUUUGUUUCGUGUUAUUAAAUUCUCUUUCCGAUGAUAACGUCUGACAAGUGGGAAGAAGCACAAAAAAUGUUUUAGAGUGUACAUUUAACGCUUAACGUAUAACCCCGCGCAGCGUCCACUUGCACAGAUUCAAAUUCACGACGAGUUUAAUCAAUAAAUAUGGUAUCGUCAAUGCAUCAUCGUCUUCAUUUUUGUUCUAAUGGAGGUAGGAGUUUGGAUAGUUGGCGUGUUAUUAAGGGUCCUGUGCUUCAUCACGGCUCCGUUUUUCUGGCUGCGAACCCGCAAGGAGCAGAGAGUGCCUCCGAUCAAGGACCCACUGCUUAUGAAAAGCGCGACAAAGUUGGCCGCUGAAAUACGUAACGGGGAGUUGACUAGUGAAAAUCUAGUGUCGAGAUACGUAUUGAGGAUACAAGAAGUCAAUCCGUACAUCAAUGCCGUGGUCGAAGAUCGUUUCCAAGCCGCUAUGGAGGAGGCGAGGGAUGUUGAUAGGAAGAUAUCCGAGGCUCGAGGAAGAGGGGACCUGGACAAGUUGGUAGCUGACAAACCAUUGCUCGGUGUACCUUUCACUGUUAAGGAAAGUUGCUCACUCGCCGGUAUGUCCAACUCCGUGGGUUGCUUGGAGUUUUUGGGUCGUCGGGCGUUAACAGACGGCGGGGGUGUGAGUCGCGUGCGGGCCGCGGGUGGAAUCCCCCUGCUGGUGUCAGCGACCCCUGAACUGUGUCUGGGCUGGGAGACGACCAGCUUACUGCGAGGGCACACCAACAACCCCUACGGCCUCGCGAGGACGCCGGGAGGAUCUUCAGGAGGGGAGGCGGCGUUAGUAUCGUCGGGAGCGUCUGUCAUAUCAGUGUCGUCGGACAUCGCCGGCUCCAUCAGGAUACCCGCAGCUUUCUGCGGUCUCUAUGGACACAAACCCACGCCAGGUAUAAUUCCAAUCUCCGGUCACAUUCCGACUCUCCAGGACGAGCAAUACGCUCGUUUCUUGACCGUGGGUCCCAUCACUCGUUACUCCGAGGACCUGCCGCUGAUGAUGAAGGUGUUGGCGGGGGACAGGGCGCACGAAUUGGAUCUCGACACGCCAGUCGCCUUACACGAGUUAAAGGUGUACUUCAUGACGGAGGCGUCUCGCUCCGUGGCGUUCUCGCCGGUGGAGCUGAGCAUCCAGCGAGCGAUCUUGGCGGCCGUGCAGCACCUGCAGAGCCGCGGCGCCACCGUCUGUGAGGACAAGUUCAACGACUUCGAGGACGCGGUCGAGAUGUCGGCGUCGGUGUUCUUCUCGAUGAAAGACAUUCCCAACAUGUUGCAGGACCCGGCCAACCCUAAGCGCGAGAAGAACCUGAUACUUGAAACUUUGAAGACGUUACUCGGCUCGGGGUCGAGGACUUUGCAGGCGCUCGGCUUCGAGGUUCUGAAGAGGAAGAGGCUGUUCGUACCCAAAGAGAAGGUCCCCCACUACAUAGAGAGGACUGACAGACUGAGAGAAACGAUGGAGCGCGCCCUGGGCUGUUCCGGCGUGUUCCUGUUCCCGAGUCACUCGUGUUCGUGUCACGCCCACGGCGGCGUGUUCGUAAAGGCGGCGGGCGUUGUGUACACGAUGCCGUUCAACGCGCUGGGUCUCCCGGCUACGUCGGUCCCGAUCCCGGGCCCCGGGCCUCGGCCCGUCGCCGUGCAGGUGGUGGCGGGCCCGGGACAGGAUCGGCUCUGCCUGGCGGUCGCCCGGGAGUUGGAGAACAAGUUCGGUGGCUGGACUCCCCCUUAACUAAGCAUGUCCCGCGACCUGGCCUCCCCGCUGUACAGACGUCUCUCCCUGUGAUCGUAUCUGUGUACAUCGUAUGUGUCUCUACAGUCUCGUCACUUCCCUAGCCACAUUCUCUGCUGUGAGUGAGGGUGUCUGCCGUGUAUCCUCGUCUCAGUCGCUGUACGUUUAUGUAAAUACUCGGUUAGCUAAUAUUUUUGUAAGGUGUUUUACACGGAUGUUAUACUACUAUUCUCCGACGCGCUCUCCGCCCGGACGAGCCGCUGUCACUGAACUGUCUUUUGGAAUGUGUUUGUAACAUACAAUGUUCUUAAUAAAUAAAUGUACUGAUGAA